AGAAGAAAAACGAAGCCUGUUCGUGGGCGCCGUCCAAACGACUUCGGAGGCUUGUGCUGAACGAUCGCAAAGCCUGUCUCGGAAUAACGACCUAUUCCUAUUUUUCCGCUUUCAAUCAUGAGGGCUCUGAUUUUGCUGCUCGUGGCUUCAGCAGUGGGAGCAUCAGCUGACUGCUCAUGCAAGUACUUGAAGUGGGCUAAAUGUGAGACGCAGGGGCAGACUUGCAAUUGUACCGUCGCAGUUGUGAAUAACACGGCGCAUCCCAUAGAUUGCAGUACACUGAUUUCCAAGUGCCAAGCGAUGAAGGCAGAGAUGUUCCUGCUCACGCGUGCGGCAGUGAGGUCUCUAGGGAAACCCACUGAGCAUGCCCUGACAGACGAGGACGGGAUCUACGAUCCCGUAUGCGAGCGCAACGGAAACUUUAAUCCCAAACAGUGCAACAAUACUAACCAGUGCUGGUGUGUGAACAGCGCCGGUGUCCGUCGCUCAGACAUGGGCGAUCUCCAGCUCAAAUGUGAUGCGGUGGAGACCUACUGGAUACGCAUUGACCUCUAUCACAGAACAAUGAAAACUGCCCUCAAUGUCACCAACAUUAGAACUGCAAUUGAAACUCUCCUGCAACAGUACAAGCUGAACACAUCCCUAAUAGAAAAAGUUGAUUAUAACAAGGAUAGAAGUCUGAUUGUUGUGGACAUCAAGAAACCGAUGGGUGAUAGGACGGUGGACCUCUCCCGCAUGGCACACUAUUUGGAAAAAGAUGUCAAGAAUUUGACUUUACUUACGAAUCCCAACCCGCCGGUCACAGUUGGUGGGCAGCCAAUGAGCUUUGAGAGGGCCACCGUCUAUUAUGUUGACGAGAAGCCCCCCACCUUCAGCAUGAAGAAACUUACUGGGGGUGUGAUUGCUGUCAUCGUUGUGGUGGCUCUGGCAAUUAUUAUCGGUCUGCUGGUCCUGUUCCUGAUCAGGAAGAGAGAAUCCAAGAUGGCUCAGGUUCACUAGCUGCCUUCAUCGAAGAAAAGAAAUAUUAAGCAAAGUGUGCCAUCUUUGGAAUAAUAAAAAGAUAUGCUUUUGUUUCAGUUUAUAAAUGUGGUAUGCAUAUGUUUGACGUUUAUGUACAGUUCCAUGUGGAAAUGUUAUUGUAAUAACCUGAGUAUUUCUGUUUGAAUCAGCCCACCCUUUUACCAUUUUUAUACUGUAAGCAUUAAUGUUCUUAAUGUCAUACACUAUAUAUAUGCUUUAAUGUCAAUCACAAUCAAAAUGCUCUUAAUCUCUUACGUUGUACAGUUUUGGGUGAAAUGUGUCUGCAUUUCAAUUGAACUGUUAUUAAUAAACCCAUAUUUUUUUUUCUAAUUCA
Paramormyrops kingsleyae is the source of this 1354-nucleotide messenger RNA. RefSeq names its product epithelial cell adhesion molecule (gene epcam). The record is from RefSeq and is a predicted model, not a curated record. Gene Ontology annotation, cellular component: membrane. Lineage: Eukaryota; Metazoa; Chordata; Actinopteri; Osteoglossiformes; Mormyridae.